AUGAAGGCCGCUGCAGCAUUCGCUCUACUGGCAGCCGGCGCCCAAGCCGCUCCGCACUACACCUUCCCGAAGCUCGCGGGCACGUCGGACUGGUCGUCGGUGCGCCAGACGGCCAACUUCCAGAGCAACGGGCCCGUGACCGACGUCACCUCGGAGGCGAUCCGGUGCUACCAGCGCGCGCCCGGCGGCGCCCCCGACAUCACCCCGGUCCAGGCCGGCGGCCAGAUCACCUGGGUGGCCGCGCCCAGCAUUUACCAUCCCGGAGGGUACCGAUGCUGUCUCGUCUGCGGCGGCUCAGCCCUCUCCGCGUACAUGGCCAAGGUGCCCGCCGGACAGACGGCUGCCGACUUCGACGGCAGCGGCCAGGUGUGGUUCAAGGUGUACCAGGACCUGCCCACGCUCUCGGGCGGCCAGUACAGCUGGCCUUCGAACGGCUUGGGGCAGAUCAGCUUCGCGAUCCCGCAGUGCCUGGCGGCGGGGGACUACCUGUUCCGGAUCGAGCACGUGGCGCUGCACAGCGCGAGCGCGGCCGGCGGCGCGCAGUUCUACAUCUCGUGCGCGCAGGUGCGCGUGGCCGGCGGGUCGGCCGGCGGCAGCGCCAAGACCCCGACCGACCUCGUCGCCUUCCCCGGCGCCUACAAGGCCACCGACCCCGGCCUCCUGAUCAACAUCUACAACAACGGCGGCAAGCAGUACCAGCCGGCCGGCCCGUCCGUCUUCCAGUGCUAG
This is a messenger RNA of Durotheca rogersii, 729 nucleotides long. RefSeq names its product glycoside hydrolase family 61 protein. Lineage: Eukaryota; Fungi; Ascomycota; Sordariomycetes; Xylariales; Xylariaceae. Bases 1 to 729 code for a protein of 242 amino acids. The record is from RefSeq and is a predicted model, not a curated record. The transcript has 4 exons.